This is a messenger RNA of Puccinia triticina, 3132 nucleotides long. RefSeq lists its product as uncharacterized. Gene Ontology annotation, cellular component: fungal-type cell wall. The coding region runs from base 1 to 3132 and encodes 1043 amino acids. The record is from RefSeq and is a predicted model, not a curated record. Gene Ontology annotation, biological process: trehalose catabolic process. NCBI's taxonomy places the organism in Eukaryota, Fungi, Basidiomycota, Pucciniomycetes, Pucciniales, Pucciniaceae. The transcript is spliced from 2 exons. Gene Ontology annotation, molecular function: alpha,alpha-trehalase activity; carbohydrate binding.
AUGACAACUCGGCCUCCUUUGCUCUUGGUUUGGCUUUUGAUAGCCCACUCACUCUGCUCUGGCAGCCCGGAAUCGUAUACUAAUUCCACAGACAUUGUAUACCCUACGCGUUUCCGAGGAGUCGAAUGGGAUAAUGAGCAAUGGAAGCUGUCCACUACUCUUCUUGAACCAGGUCGAUAUCAAUCAAGGAUCUCCCUCGCCAACGGAUACUUGGGAAUUAACCUGGCGGCUCUCGGCCCGUUCUUCGAAAAAGAUAAUCAGUCCCUCAAUGGCUGGCCAGUUCUCGAUCGCCGCCAAAGCUUCGCCACCAUCGCCGGCUUCUAUGACUCUCAGCCGAAACUCAACAGUAGCAAUUUCCCGUGGCUCGAUCAAUACGGCGGAGAAAGUAUUAUCAGUGGCGUGCCCCAUUGGGCUGGUCUGCUGGUGAAAACCGAAGCUGCUACCUUAGACGCCUCGACUGAUCCAAGGUCCAUCAAGAACUUUCACUCGGCCCUUGAUCUCAGAACGGGUCUGAUGAAGUGGAAAUUCGAAUGGGUUAUCGACGGCCAACCUGAAAUCUCGAUCGAAUACACGAUGUUUGUUCAUAAACUGCAUGUCAACCGCGCUGCCGUGCAACUCGAGCUCAAGGCCGUCAGCGACUUUGAGCUCAGCGUGAUUGAUCUCCUGGAUGGUGAUUGUGCUGCCCGGACUGAUUUUGUGGAGAAACGUUAUCACUCGAGCUCGUCGACCAUUUGCUCCGCCGUCAGGCCGAACGGGAUGGCCAACGUAACUGGCCAUGUGUGUUCCAGUUUAAGAUCCGAAGCCUUCUCUCAGAGUUACUUGCUCAAAGGUUCCCCAACGCCCUCCAGCUCAGCUAGUCCCUCAACGAUCGCCCAGUCUGCCGGGAUAAAAUUGAAACGGGAGCAGACCGUGGCUGUGCAAAAAUUCAUCGGCGCUGCCUCCGGUGAUGCCUUCUCUGACCCUCACACCGUCGCCCUGCAAUCUGCCAUCGCAGGCGCCAAAGAUGGCUUUUCAUCUCAGCUGGAUUCCCAUCGGCGUGAAUGGUCCUCCAUCAUGACCAAAGAGUCGGUCGAUGACUACGCCUUGGCUCAAUAUGACCCUUCUACAAUUGAUCCUAACAUAGUGGAGCUACAAAUCCUCGCCAUAACCAACCCAUUCCAUCUUUUACAAAACACCAUCAGCUCUAACGCUAUCGCUCUGGCCAAUACUUCCAGUGCCCUUGACAACUGGAGCAUCUCGGUAUGUGGAUUAGGCUCUUCUUGCUACGGUGGUAUGAUCUUUUGGGAUGCCGAGGUAUGGAUGGCACCCGGGUUGGUACUCAGCCAUCCGCAUGCCGCUCAACGAAUCAUCAACUAUCGGGUGGCUCAGUUCCCUCAAGCACAAGAUAACAUCAAGAUGGCAUUCAGCUCCUCCCAGAAUCGUACCAACCAAUUCUCGCCUGAUGAUGCGAUUUAUCCCUGGACAAGUGGCCGGUUCGGUAACUGCACCGCCUCAGGACCUUGCUUCGAUUACGAAUAUCACAUCAAUGGUGACAUCGGUUUAAGCUUUUUUCACCAUCUCGUGGUCACUGGAAACUUCGAAUAUUUCAAACGGCAUCUCUGGCCAAUCUAUCAAGCGAUUGCUGGCUUGUUUAGCAACCUGUUAUCUGAAACUUCUACCCACAAGUAUGCUCUAAGGAACGCCACUGAUCCGGAUGAAUAUGCCAAUCAUGUUGACAAUCCAGCAUAUACGAUGUUUUUGAUUAAACAUCAUCUGACUACUGCCAAUGAGUUGAGGGGAAGAGUAGGUCAGAAGCCAAAGCCGACAUGGUUAAAGCAAGCUAAUAAUCUUGCACUACCGAUCGAUGACCAAAGCGGGAUCAUAUUGGAAUACGAGGGGAUGAAUUCCUCAAUCGUAGUCAAACAAGCCGAUGUGGUCUUGAUUGAUGAUUUCCUAGAUUUCCCAAACCCGCACAGACUCGAAAAUUUGGAGUACUAUGGUACCAAGCAAUCCCUUAAUGGACCAGGAAUGACCUACGGGGUCUACAGUGUUGUCGAGAACCGGUUCCAGAUCUCUGGGUGUUCCUCCUACACCUACCAUCUGUUUAGUUCGCAGCCUUAUAUCCGAGCACCCUGGUUUCAGUUUAGCGAGCAACUGGUGGACGAUUAUUCUCAAAAUGGUGGCAUCCAUCCUGCCUUCCCUUUUCUCACCGGUAUGGGCGGUGACUACCGGGUGACUGUGUAUGGCUACCUCGGCCUGCGUCUAGAGCUGGACCACCUCAGCGUAGACCCCAGUCUGCCACCCCAAAUCGCUUCGCUCAGCUAUCGGAAAAUUUACUGGCACGGUUAUCCCAUCCGAGCGAAGUCCAACCAGACUCACACCUCCCUCUUCCGCCCACCAUCUGGGGCUCUUGCCGAUGCAGACCCGGAUUACGCCGAGGCGCCCAUACCGGUCAAGCACAGGUCUUCCGGCCGUAUUCUCAAGCUUGGACGUGCACGCACGGUGACAGUCCCCAACCGGCCCGUAUAUCUGGCCAAUCCGAUCCAGUGCGCACCCAUCAAGUCUGACCAAGCUUUCCUCCCAGGACAAUUCCCGCUCUCGAUCCUCGACGGCUCCUCUGCCACACGCUGGAUUCCUUCAGAUCUCCCCGCCACGGUCACCGUACCACUCAACGAGCACUUUCGCGCCAAACAGAUUAUCGGAUUCGGCUUCCAGUCCUCCAACUUCACCGACUUCCGCAUCCGCUUCUUCGACGAUCCCGGUCAACGCACAGCUCUCAGUACUUACUCUUCUUUCAACGGAACCCAUGUCGGUUUUCAUCCAUUUGUUGGACUAGAUGACCAUGAUGAUCACGAUCAUCAACAGAAGAUUAGUCAAAAAGAUCAUGGAUGGAGUUUUUAUAGAUUCGACCAGCCAAUCGGCUUCAGCAAAUAUGCCAAUCUGACUGUCUUCGACACCGAUCAAAUCCAGUCCGCUCAUCCAGAGAGCUUCCAUACCCAAGACUCUCGUCCCAAAAAUCAGCACACCAGUCAAAGGAAUUCAAAGUCGCUUGGCAUGGCUCAAUGGACCCUUUUGACAUCCCAUCACCACUCUUCCAGGACGCCAGAAUCCCAUAACCGCAAUUCUGGACAAACACUAAUUGAGCUUCUUUGA